This is a messenger RNA of Hippocampus zosterae (dwarf seahorse), 1687 nucleotides long. RefSeq lists its product as uncharacterized. Gene Ontology annotation, biological process: biosynthetic process. Gene Ontology annotation, molecular function: strictosidine synthase activity. The transcript is spliced from 9 exons. NCBI's taxonomy places the organism in Eukaryota, Metazoa, Chordata, Actinopteri, Syngnathiformes, Syngnathidae. The coding region runs from base 119 to 1267 and encodes 382 amino acids. The record is from RefSeq and is a predicted model, not a curated record.
AAGAACACUUUAUUAUGAAGGUCAUAUGCGGAUACGUGCCUUGUACAAAUAUUCUGACUUGAUGCCAUCUGACGCUCUUUUCAUUUCAAGAGUGUAACAGUACAAACAUUUGCCAGUAAUGUGGCGUGGACGUUCAGUGUGCGUGGUUAUGUUGGCGCUCGCCGUAGGCCUGUACCUGCUGCCUUCACCCAUCGACCCCAAGCCGCACGUGCUUCCAGGUCCUCCCCCAGCCCUUGAAGGUCCGCUGGCCGCCAAUACGCGCUUGCAGAAAGGCCAUCGACUCUUUGAGGGGAAAUUACACGGUCCAGAAUCCUUUGAUGCUGACAAAGAGGGGAACGUGUACACAGGGACGGUGGACGGGAAGCUGUGGCGAAUCGGACCGGACGACAGUCUGACCUUCAUCACACAAAUGGGGCGCGACUUGCCUGAAUGCGGCAGCGGCACACAUUUUGAGCCGGCGUGCGGCCGUCCUCACGGCGUGCGUCUGGAUCGCCACGGCAACCUGAUUGUGGCCGACGCCUACUUGGGACUGUACAGCGUGGACCCGCGCAGCGGACGCAAGACGCUGCUGGUGGCCAACUCGCAAGGCGCUGACGGCGUCCCCUUCGCCUUCCUGAAUGGCCUGGAAAUCUCUUCCCAAACGGGGAUCAUCUACUUCACCGACUCCUCCAGUCGCUGGGGACGCAGACAUGUUAAGCUGGAGGUGAUGGAGCUGAACCGCCUCGGUCGCCUUCUGUCCUACGAGCCCGAGACGGGCCGAGUGAGCGUCCUGCUGGACUCCCUCUACAUGGCCAACGGCCUGGCGCUGGACCCCAACGGUCGAUUCCUCCUCCUGGCCGAGACCAGCGUCGCGCGCAUACUCAAGUACUGGUUGCGAGGUCCGAAGGCGGGCACGGCCGAGACGGUGCUGGACAACAUGAUCGGUUACCCGGACAACAUCCGCGCGAGCAGGCGCGGAACCUUCCUGGUGGGCAUCACUACGCCGCGGUUGCGCUCCUUCCUGCCUCCCUUCCUGGACGCCUUAGCGCCGUACCCCUCCGUCAAACGCUUCCUGGCCAAGGUGGUCCCGCUGAGCUGGUACGAGGUCCUGCUGCCGCGCUACGCUCUCGUUCUGGAGCUGGACGCGGACGGACGUCCGGUGGGCUCCAUGCACGACCCUGAGGGACGCCUGACGUGGGCCAUCAGCGACGUGUUCCAGCACGGCGGACGCACCUUCCUGGGGAACACCGACUUGCCCUUCCUGCCCGUCGUCACCCUCGACUCGUGAUGGCGACGCCGUUGACACGCCAACUCAUUUCGGACUGGAAGAGAAAUAACCUUAAAAAAAAACCGGAAACAAACUUCCGUGGAGGAUGCAGGUUGGUUCCGUGUUCUAAGCAUCACUGUGGAAAGUCCAUUUAACACUAGUUGCCUUCUGAUGGGGGAUUCUUGAGCCAUCGCUUUUUAUUGGUACGUACUCGUAUCUUUGAUGACAAAAGCGUUCAGGCCAUCUCCGCGGCAGUGAGCUUCUGUUGCGUGUACUUGUAUUUGUCAGUGUUCCGGAGCGCCACCACAUGGUGAAAAAUGUGUACUACUCAUGUCUAACGUGAAGCUGUUUCUAAUUUUCAGACCUGAGAUGGGACAUCAAAGUUUUCUUUUGAUUUAUUUUACUGAAACAAUAAACCACGUGACGUCUUGAUAGAUUAAA